Molecule: messenger RNA, 252 nt
Organism: Sphaeroforma arctica JP610
Lineage: Eukaryota; Ichthyosporea; Ichthyophonida
Exons: 1
Cellular component (GO): mRNA cleavage and polyadenylation specificity factor complex
Source: RefSeq, a predicted model, not a curated record
CACAGCAGCCAUGGAUAACAACACAUCCAAUGCAUCCGCAAGUGUGAGCGAUGCAGUAGCACAGUUGCUACAGGACACCCAACUGGCCGCAGGGAAGGACGAGAAAAUCAAGAGUCUCAAUCAGGUCAAAGAACUGCUGCUCAAUAGAGAGCCUAAAUUGCUGUCCAAUUUUCUACCGGAAAUAGUGCAGUUUCAAACAGAUCUGGUUGCCGAUGUGAGGAAGUGGCUCAUAGUUUUCCUGGAAGCAACAUG